This is a messenger RNA of Leptosomus discolor (cuckoo roller), 636 nucleotides long. Lineage: Eukaryota; Metazoa; Chordata; Aves; Leptosomiformes; Leptosomidae. The record is from RefSeq and is a predicted model, not a curated record.
AAAGAGAAAUUCCAACUACUAUGUGAAGCUUUGGAGAAUAAAGGCAUCCAGUGGAGUAGCCGGGGACCUGCCAAUAAAAGACUCUAUGAGGCAGCAGAGGAAGACAGCCUGCCUGACAUCCUGAAGGAAUUCCUGAAGUUCUUACGCUCUGAGGCCUUCUUUUUACUGCUUUCCAACUUCACUAGCCUGAAGCUGCACUUCCUGGCUCCCUCUGAUGAGGAUGAAGAUGCUGGUGAAGGAAGAGCAGCAGACAUGGCUGGGCACAGCAGUCCCAAACCUGAGCAAUGCACUGAUAACAGUACCCCCGUGUGUUCAGGGGAGCUGAGGCACUGGACCCACAGGCACUACACUCUAGUCCAUGACACUCAAGCAACAGAAUUUGCUCUUGACCUGCUCUUCUUCUGUGGCUGUGAGGACUGGGAUCCAGAAUACGGUGGCUUUACUUCCUACAUCGCUAAAGGUGAAGAUGAAGAGCUGCUGACAGUGAAUCCAGAGGACAACUGCUUGGCCUUAGUUUAUAGAGACAAAGAAACUAUGAAGUUUGUGAAAUACAUCAAUCACCAGAGCUUGGCACGCCUGAAAAAGCAUCCAAACAAAACAGGAUUUUGGGAUUUUUCCUUCGUCUAUUACGAGUGA